This is a messenger RNA of Anopheles coustani, 6341 nucleotides long. RefSeq names its product coiled-coil domain-containing protein AGAP005037-like. Bases 248 to 6157 code for a protein of 1969 amino acids. The record is from RefSeq and is a predicted model, not a curated record. Gene Ontology annotation, cellular component: cytoplasm. Lineage: Eukaryota; Metazoa; Arthropoda; Insecta; Diptera; Culicidae. The transcript is spliced from 21 exons.
AUGGUUUAUUUAUUUUUCAAGCGACUUUAGCAAACUUUUGCUGCUGCUGAUAAGAUGCAUCGCGCUCGAGUGAUAGCAUAAGGUAGUGCCGUGUGUUGAGUGUGUUUGUGUAUGUUUUUGUAAAAAACAACCUACCCUGCAUAUACGAUGAGCCGUUAAUUUAUAAUCAUAGCUUGCGACAGACACAACACAGCAAGCCUGUUACGCAAAGAAAGAAAUUUCCCCGAAAGUGGGCGCAUAGACGAAAAUGUCCGACGAUGACGCUCGUCUUGCCAGUGCUGCUCCAUCACCUAAUUGCGCAGAAGAUGUGACCACAUCGACCGAGCACGGUUCGCACGCGUUUGAGCAUUCCCACGGUAAAGGUGACGACGGAAAUGAUAAAAGUAUUGUGGGGAAAGCGAAAGUACAAACCACUGACGUAAGUGAACAGGCGAAGGACGAAAAUGUGGUGCAUACAAGUGUACCUAAAGCAGAUGGCCAUGAAACGCCGAAAGGAAAACGCAAGUGCGUCCAAUUUAGCACCACGGAGCACAGCGAAGCGGAGGAUAUGACGUUGCGCAAGUUUAUUGAAGGGGAUGAAAUAUUGGACAAAAAGAAUCCGUUCAAAGACGACGAUCAAGGUUGCUUUGUGCUCAAAAAGCGGGACAAAAUACAAGAUAAGAAAUUUGAUUCGAACGCGCACGAGAUUGGUAUCGCGCGAGAUGGUAACGAUGGCAACGACGAUGUAGACAACGACAACGAGUUCAUUACGAAGGAAGAAAUACUGCGACAAUCGAAGUAUGUGAAAACCUACAUUAAAAAUCCUGAUAAGCGGCUCAACUACGAUAAAAGUGUGAUACAAAAAUUGAACGCUAUAAAGGCGCAGGGGCGUGAAGUACGUGAUGUGGUGGUUAUUGAGUGCACCACACCACCUCCACAUUUACCACAUCCACAGGUGCGACCACCCAUUCCAGCACCGAGGGCCGUUUAUCAGCAAAGCGAUAGAAACAACAACAAUCGAAGCAAACGCUCACCGCAACAAGCGCACACGUGGAACCCUAAACCGAUGCCAAGGGCGCGUCGGGAAUAUGCGGAGGUAAAGGUGCGCACCGGUUCGGCCGAUGCCGAGGAGUCGCUGUACGAUUCGAACGAGGUGGUGCUGAAUGCGCUCAAGUUUGACAGCCGGUUUCGGCAGGUCGAAUUCGGCUCGCAGGAUGACAUUGACACGAUAGCAGAGAAGACGGAAGAUGCGGAUGGAAUUGAGGGAGCGGCAACGGGGGAAGAAACCAUUUCUCGUUCGGAAACAUCCACCGUAGCUUCAACACCCGCCAAGGGCCAACCCGAAGGAAAGAAGUCAACGUUUGCCGAGGAUGUUAAGAAAUCAUUUUCCAACACGGUUAAGAGUGCCGACUUUAUGAAAUAUCUGCAAAGCAAAGGGCUGUCGUUGGUGCCGGCCAAACAGCAGAAGUCAAUCGACGGUUCCAAACGGCCGGAUGUAAAAUCAAUCGACAAAGGUCGCACGCUGUCCAGUGUCUCCAGCCCAGUGCCCGUAACACCACCCCGACAGCAAACCAAGCUCUCGGUGCUAACAAAGUUCCUCCAGCAAAGCCUCUUCACGCCAAAAACACCAAACGAUCCGGCCUACUCGUCGUUCUUACCCCGGUCUUCCACACCAAUGCAUGCACGGACUCAACUUCCUUUACGAAAUGGUCACACCGGGACCAACUACAACGGCUCUCUCGUCAAACGAUCCGUCUCGGUGGACGCCAAACCAAAGGUUAAUUUUAAACAGUUCGAUCAGGUUGAUGCCGCUAGCAUCAGGCGGCCCGUUUCAGUGAAUGAUUUCGAUCGACCGAAGCUUCGCACGGGUUUCGCGAACCAGUCAAUGUCUAGAAUCGAGUCGGCGAGACGUCCGGUUAAAAAUGCUGGCGUUCAGGUAAACCUCGCGAACGGCGGAUCCUCGGUAGCGAUAGCUGACGGCAGAGUAAUUGCUGUAGCGUUGCCGCCUAGACCAGGUAGCUGGCAACCCGUGCCUAACAAUAUGUCUAACGCAGGGAACCAACGAAUGGACAACCGGUUCCACGGAGGCGCUACUUCUUUGCAGACAGUUGCUCCGCUUUACGCAGAACCGCUCCGUGAAAUAGCGAUUUCACCGAUACCAAUGGGGAGGAAUCGGUCGGUCGUAGACUCCGGGUAUCACAUCUACGAACAGACGCCAGAUAAUUUGAGACGUGAGAUGCUCUACGGUAAAAUCGGACAUCAUCCUAACAACGGAUGGCACUCUCAGGACCGUCGUUCGUUCAGUAGCAUGCAGGAGGGUGGCGUUGCGAUAGGAAAUGGUACCUACGGACGCCUUCGUCCACUUUACGUCUCGUCGCCACUCUCUACCCAAUCAACGCCAAUCCGCCGAGCCUCGGAAACAUUCGAUCGCGAACAAAUCCUUCACCGGGUCUACGAUUUCUGCCGCCGAUCGAUCCGGAACAGUAAAUCGAGCAUUCGUUCGAAUCAAACGGAGCCGCUCUACCAGGGCACAACUCCCAGCGUGCGCAUGGUUGGUAAUGGCUCGACGUUACCCAUCGAGCGGCCACGGGUACAACGUGUACAAAGUUUGAGCAAUCCCCGCACACCCACGGGAACAACGAACUACACGAGAGCAGCCGGAACGAUGGGUUCAAACCAGCCUCCUUUAGCACGCCGCAACCAACACGAUCGUAACAUUGAGAACAUUUACGCUUUUGUGAACAAAAAAAUGAGCCAGAUGAGCGUUAGCAAUGGAGUAGCCAAAGGGGUCGCUGGAAGCACCCCGUCGCUCCAUACGGCCCCCUCUACCCUGCGGCGGGUAACGUUUUCUCGGGCGAGCGGACCGGAGAAUUCCAUGGAACACGGGUUUGAGGAAGCGGACUAUGUAAACAUACGAGGGGCCCCCGAUGAGGAUGACUGGCAGAAUGAUAAAAGUAACAGGAAUCCGCCGAACGAUCAAGCGAUCGAUGACAGGCGACGGUCGGCGCGGAGCCGCGAAGAUCCCCGGCGGCACACCCUCGGUGGGGAUAUGCUGCAAUACCAGGCCCAGCAGCAGCCUCCCAACAUCCAGCGGUCGCUGGAGUUUGAGACACCUCAGAUGCGCGUCUACACACCGACCAACCAGGGCCCACUGUUCGACGAUGAUCCGGGCAUCAUGUCGGAGGCGGAAACGGCCAGCACCGGAUUUCGGCGCGGUGGCAAGCAGCGAUCAUCGCUCCCCGUGGUACGGACGCCGUCGAAGACGCUCGAGCGUCCACUAGGGCUAGUUUUUCUGCAGUACCGCUCCGAGACGAAGCGGGCGUUGCUGCCGAACGAAAUCACCUCCAUCGACACGGUUCGGGCUCUGUUCGUGCGAUCCUUUCCCCGCCAGCUCACCAUGCAGUACCUCGAGGGCCCGAACGUGAAGAUCUACAUUCACGAUUCCAGCAAGGACAUGUUCUACGAGCUGGAGGACGUUAGAUCGCACCUGCGUGAAAUUCGAGAUAGGUCAGUGCUGCGGUUGUUCGAAUCGAACGAAGUCAGCGCUCCGCAGGUGUUACCGGGUGGUCAGAACAUUCCACAGCCUCUUCAACCGGCAGCUAUUCCGAAUCAGUGGGAUCAGGAGCAGAGUUACUUUAGCGAGCCAGAAUUUGAUUCGGAGUAUCAACAUCAGCAUAUUCACAAAAGCAAGCAACCAACGAAAACUCCCUAUUAUGUCGGUACGACCCAGACGCUACCCAGAGGAAUGUAUUCGGACCGCGGCAAGGGUGGUGCGAUAGGAGUAGCAUCGAAGCCGAUCCGUUCGUACGGUUCGCGGACUAACAUGGCGGCUCCCAUCCCCUACACCACGGAGCAGCUGUACAACAUUCCAGAUGGAUACAUGAGCUCGCCGGAACGGAGCGGAGCGUCGAGAGGAGCGUACGAGGAGCCUUACUAUAGCCAAUACGGUACCCGUUCCGCGACCGUGACGCCGAUUAUCGACGAAGAGCAGGGGGAUAUCUCGAUCGCGGACGAUCAGUACGCCAUGUACGGGGUGAAGAAUGUUGGACGGAUCCCACGAGUGCCACCAAACCAGCUGUACGACCACACGACGAGAUCGGAGGACCUGCACAGAAUACGCGUUGAGCAUAUGGAGCGCCAGCUGGCAAACCUCACCGGACUGGUGCAGAAGGCGCUUACCCAAAACCCUCAGCUACCGCUAGUUAACAACAGCCCCAAUAUUCUAAACAUCCCUGGACAAUAUCGCAACGCUGAAACUACUGGAGAUGGUACGGUUUGCACGCGCGAAAAACCACCAAAAUUGGGAAAAUCAACAUGUCAUAAAUCGGUUUCGUUCGAAAAAUCCGUCUCGUUCAGCGACGACAUUCAAGGUGUGCCAAAGUCCCACAGCCCGCAGCAUUCUGCUGAUACGAAACCGCCAAAGCCAGCGAUAAAAUCUUCCACCUUACCUAGAACUUCAUCUCAAGAACGUGACCGCCUGAAACCUCCACCGCCGCCGAAGCCACUGGUGAUGAUCGCGAGCAAUCAGUAUCGGACCGAUCUGACGCUUGCACCGGAAGUGUACAAUCAGCUGCGCGGUCUGCAGAAGAAGGCGAUGGACCUCCGCACGGAGGUGCGCACGCUUCGCCGGCUGACGCAAACCCAGGCCGUUGCCGUGCGCGAAGACAUCAAGGAUACGUUUAUGAGAAUACGUGCCACACUGCUAUCCAAUACCGGAUUCGUUUGGGGUCAGGGCGAUAAGGAAAGGACGAAUCUCACCCGAGAGGAGGAGAUUUACAAACAGGAAGUCAUUCGGUUGGAAAAAGAUCUGGCCGACCUAGAAUCGUCCGUAGAAGGCCUUCGGGGGGAGGUGAUCAACAGAAGAACGCGCGUCAAUAUGGUUGCCGUCGAAGACAUGGCGCUAGUUCUUAGUCGGGCGAGUAAAACGGUAGCCGAGUUGAAGAUGCGUUUCCCCGUCUUGCAGCAGGGGCUACGAAAUUUAAUUUCCAGUGAAAUGGAGCGUGUCUGCCGGGAAGAAGUUUUCCUCAAAGAUGAACCGGAUCGGCUGGAAAAUGCAUUGAGGCGAUGCAAAAAGCUAACCGGAACGUUGGUAACGCUCAAAAGACUUGCGAGCGUACAAGAGCAACGGCUACCCAUCCCCGACACGACGGCAACGGACGAAACGGCCAAACCGCCAGAAACACAUACCAACGUAAACAAGCCAAUCCCAAGCCCCCGCCUGGGGACCGUCGCUGCCGGUGGAGGGAUCGCCCCAGAAAACGCACUCGAUGCUCUGCUAGACGAGCUGCAGACCUUUGCCAAACCACCAAACGGUGUCAAUGAGCACCGUCCGGACGACUCCACUUCAGACGAUAGUUCUCAAACGCUGCAGAACAGCAUCACAACCAAAAUCUCCCAAUCGCAGCUUUACCCCUCGGAGCCCGUCUCCUCAAAUGUAGGCCUGCGGCGGCUUCACUCGUAUCCGAGUGGUUCGGAUACGGACACGAGCCCGCCGCAGCCAACUCGUCCGACCACCGGGAAGCCACCAGUUCCCGAGCGCAACGCCGAGCUACUCUCGAAGGUGAACAACAAGCGUGUACCACCGCCUCCUCCGCCUCGCACCAGCUCCCGCAGUCCACUGGCCAGUCCGACCAGCCCGCACGUCCCACAGCACCGUGGCCAGCCCACCGUAACACUGUCCGACUGCGAGCAGCAGCAGCGCACGUCCGAGGGUACCGACUCCGGCAGCGAGUCCGUCUGUUCGGACAACUCGCAGCGUCAGCUGGCGCUGGAGUUGCGCCACCAGGAGCUGCUGAAGAAGCAGCGCCAACUGCAGGAGCAGUACCAGCGGCUGCAGCAGAUGAGCAAAAACGCAGUCCCGAUGGCACCGGGCACGAUGAACCACGACAUCAAGAAGACGGGCAGUGAGUCUAACCUGCCGCUCAAGAUGGGCUACAACAUGACCGUUAGUGGCUCGAUGAAAAAUCUUUGCGGUGGCGGAGGUGCAGGAGCAGGAGGGCAUCCGGACGCCGGGUCGAACUUUGACCCGAACAACAUGGUCAACAACGUCGACCACUCGGAUGGGUCCGAUUCUAACACGACCGACGGUGGCAGUACCGGGACAAACGGGAACGCGGGCAGCUUACCACCACACCUUACGAAAACCACCAACAAAGUGUACGAAACGGACAUACUCUAAAUUUCUCACUCCUAUCGCAUCCAUUUUCCGAUUCUUUUGCCUAGCAAAACAAUUUAAACGAAAAAGCUAACUCUCGUGAACGUUAGAAAUUGAAAUGAAAAGCUUAAACGAAAUAAUGUCCAAACAAGCAAACACACAUCACUACAUGGAACGCAUUGCCUGGACACAAAUGUAUCGUCAGCUA